Papaver somniferum (opium poppy) is the source of this 974-nucleotide messenger RNA. RefSeq lists its product as uncharacterized. The transcript has 2 exons. Lineage: Eukaryota; Viridiplantae; Streptophyta; Magnoliopsida; Ranunculales; Papaveraceae. Bases 107 to 577 code for a protein of 156 amino acids. The record is from RefSeq and is a predicted model, not a curated record.
GUGAUAAUUAUCCGUGUAUCAUGCAUUAGCUACAUAUCCUCAUAUCUCCUACUACACAUCCUCAUAUAUCUUAAUUUGUAGGCUUUUGUUGAGGUGAAAUUUGAUCAUGGAUUCAAGCUGUGAAAAUGACAAACAACAACAGAAUGGGAAUGUUGUGUUCAUCAUAGAUGAUCAUCAAGAAGAUAAACGCCACCUAUUUAAGAAUCACAAUGUUAAUUGGCACUUAUCUUCAGAUGGUGCGGAAGACUCAUCUGUUCAUCAACAUCAAGCCGGUCACAAUGCAUAUAGCAUCCAACGACUUCCCACCAAUUACAGAGGCUUAUCAAAGUAUUACCAAGGGAAAUCACAAUCAUUCAGAUCAUUAUCUAAUGUGAAAUGUUUAAAAGAUCUUCCGAAGCCUGACAAUCCAUAUAACAAGUUUUACAAGAUGAAGUACUACUGUAGGGGAGGUUUAUCAAAGUAUUACCAAGGAAAAUCACAGUCAUUCAGAUCAUUGUCAAAUGUGAGAUGUUUAGAAGAUCUUCCAAAGCCUGAAAAUCCAUACAACAACUAUUACAAGAUGAGGAACUUGCAAUGAGUAUGAUUUCUUUGAUGAUUUAGAAAGUGCAUCAUCAUUAUCUUCGGCAUCAAUUAACACUCGUGGGAUGAGAAGUAGUUGUAAUAGAUAUGCAAGUUCGAAUCAAAUUACUUCAGAGUUGUAAUAGAUUUUAAUCAUGAUUUAGAGAGUUUUAUUUUUAUUAUGAUGUGAACAAUUAAUAAGUAUAUGGGUUGGAUGAUGAUUAAUGGGUAAACUUUCAUUUCAUCUAGUUGUGCAACAUUCAAGUUUUUGGUGUCCUUAUUGCCGUUUUUGUUCAAUAUGGAUAAUAUCGACUUAAUAUGUUACUGUCUACUACCUUAUAUAUAAAGGCUACUAAUAAAUUUCUGUUGAGAAGGACAGUACAUCUAAAAAAAUUGCUGCAGGCUUUGGGUUUAAG